AUGUACGCGCUCCCAAAUCGCCGUGGCGGCCACAGGAAACGGCUUUCUGCUCUCCGUCUUUCCUCGGACUCGACUGUCACCACCCUUCCCGUCUACACCUCCCCACCUUCACACCGACAGUCCGACCUCCCGGAGAUUCCAUCAGAACAGCCUCCGGCGUACUCAGAUAGCGCAGAAGAGGCAGACGAGGACACAGACCCGAGCGAAGCUGAAUCUUCGACAGCAUACAUUCCCAGUCCUCCCCCGAGCAUACCCGUUUCGCCAAGGCGUGCACGCCGUUCUCAGGGUUCCUCGCGGAGCAGCCACAGAAGGCAGAAAAGUAUCGCGAGCGCCAGCGACCCCUUCCUCGACUCCCUCUUGGAACGUAGCGUCCACGCGCUAGAGAUGUCCAACGCACUCCUCCAGUCGUCCAUGUCGACCCAGACGAGCCUUUCGGCAGUGCUCGCCGACGAUUCUGAGGCGGAUCGGCAUCUCGAAGAGAGGGCGCAGCUCUUGACAUCGCACAUCCGGGGUAAUAGGGAUCAGCAGCGAUCCUGGAUGGACGACUUGGACGAGAUCACGCGGGGUGUAGAAGGCCUCGUCAAUGGCGAUAGCUCAGAUGAGGAAGGCUCGCAGAUCCCUCACCAAUCGUCCAUCAGUCGGAGCCUCCCGAGUUCGUCGGGCUUCUCAGAGCAUAUGCGGUCACGGCGAAGUCGACGGGGCUCUGCAGACCUCCGAGGCCAGCACAACCGCGCAUCCCAGUCAACCACCAAUCUGCAGCUCUCCGUACAUGAUCGCAACGAUUUUGUUGCACCUGCUCCACGGGCGAUUACUAUGUAUGUCGACUCCUCUGAAGCCGCUGAUCUGAUAGCCCUUCCUCCUACCCUUGGUGUCCGUCCUGCCUCUCGCGCGCCGCCCACGCCUCUCAUAAACCAGACCGGCUUCGCCACACCAGCCCCAGAACCGGAGUCGACGCCGGCGUCAGCACCUGCUAGGGCGGGUCGUCCGAAUAGUCGAGCAGCUGAGAUGCUCGCAUCUUACGUCAUGCCUCGCAGAUCGUCUUUUUCGUCUUCUUCCCCGCCGACUUCGAGGACCCCUCGGAGGUCCUCUAGCAGCAGCACUUCGACGGUGAAACGGCCUCGUGUUUCCCCCCCUCCCCCAAUACGCAUCGACGCAUCGUCCUGCGGCUAUUCUACGGCGCUGUCCUCUCGCUCAAUGUCACCCGUCCAUGGCUCUCCUGCCCUUCGCCAACAUCGGCCACUCACGCCGCCUAUCGAGGAGCUGUCCACUUCGUCCGCAUCUUCUGAGUCAGCCACGCUUCAUGUCGACCGCACGGUCGAGUCGCUCCGUGAUAUCUUGAAGAAACAACGCUCUGUCUCGCAGGCGCUGGGCAAGGCCCGUUCUUCCUCCACUCAUUCUGCCCCGCCCAUCCCCAGACCUUCGCUUUUGUCCCCUCCCUCUGUUGCGCCAGUCUUCAGCACGUCCACCGCUACCGCGUCGGUAUCCCGGUUGUUUACGAAGGGAAAGCACACGACCUCCCGUGCCCAAUCUCCUCCCAAGCAAUCCUCUAUGAAGAAGAGCUCCGCCCCCUCCACGCCUGUCGUUCCAUCUCCCGCUAUGUCCUCUCCAUCGCCAUCCAUGCUUCACGUUCCCGACCUGUUCGGCCUCGGGCGAAGUAGAAGCGCAGGCUCGUCUGGCGCGUCCACGCCCAAGCGCAUAUCGUUCAUCGAGCCCGAGUCCUACUCGAGCUCCAAGCCCGAGGGCUCCUCGAGUCAAUUCCUCGCCACCAAAACUCGCUCCAAGUCAAAGUCCAAGUCCAGCCUGAAAGACCGUGAUCUCACCGGAAAGGGCAAAGGGAAGGCGAAGGACGGCGCUGACGGCGAUGGCGAGUCGGCGAAGAUGGGCUGGUGGACGAGCUGGCUGCUUGGCGCGGCGGGCACAGAGAGCGGGGGCGCGCUGGGCUUGGGCGUCGACCGUGUGCGGUCCGAGGAGCGGUACGCUUACGGAAGCUCGAGGACGAGUGCUUCGCCUGCGGUGGGGACGUGGAGCAUGAGGCAUGGUUAUGGAGGGAGCGUUGAGGAAUGGGGCGUAUGA
Molecule: messenger RNA, 2073 nt
Organism: Dichomitus squalens LYAD-421 SS1
Lineage: Eukaryota; Fungi; Basidiomycota; Agaricomycetes; Polyporales; Polyporaceae
Exons: 1
Coding region: 1-2073 (690 amino acids)
Source: RefSeq, a predicted model, not a curated record